This is a messenger RNA of Monopterus albus (swamp eel), 1268 nucleotides long. RefSeq names its product methyltransferase-like protein 12, mitochondrial. NCBI's taxonomy places the organism in Eukaryota, Metazoa, Chordata, Actinopteri, Synbranchiformes, Synbranchidae. The coding region runs from base 530 to 1195 and encodes 221 amino acids. The transcript is spliced from 2 exons. The record is from RefSeq and is a predicted model, not a curated record.
CCACCUAACUGUUAUGUUUGGACGCCGCUCGUACACAGUGAGCAUGUGGACAUGCUGUGGUGUUGCUGUGUUACUACCAAUAGGCGGGACUGUGGCUCUGCAGUGUGAUUGUGAGCUGCACAGCUGGAUCAGAAGGCAGGCACGCGCACCAGCUGCGACCAGAAGACUGAGCUCCGCUGCUCUACUCCAACACACACCACAUCCAUAACUUGCUUUCGAGUGCACCAGGAGAGGACUUGUGCGCGUUGUGGAGUUAAUGUACCGUAAAAAUACCCGCAUAGCCAACUCAGAGGAGAGCCGGAAUUAACUCUAUAAAACAAUCCGUGCGUAACUCCUAAUGAGUUGUUUCGAUCACUGCUGCCUCUUGCCGCAAGACGUUUCCACUUUCUAGCCAAAGGCGCUGUGAGUUCAGUGGUGCUGGUGAUGCUACGCUUUUCAUCUCAGAGCUCACUCCACAGCUGCUGUCACUGAAGCCUCUCCAGCUAGAACAUGGGACCCUUCAAACUCUAAAGAUGAGCUGAUUGAAAACAUGGAUAAGAAGACAACCUGGGACCGUUUCUACGCUGAGAGCAGCAGCAGGACACCCACCUUCAAGAAUUUUGAGUGGUUCUUUGGCUUUGAGGCUGUCCAGGACUUCAUUAUGCCACUCUUGCAGACUAAGUCUCAUUCAGAUGGCUGCCUCAAAGUCGUGGAUAUUGGAUGUGGAACUUCUGCUUUGGGGCCCUGUAUUUACAGACACUGUCUUCUCCCUGUCUGGGUGACCUGUGCUGACAUUUCACCCAUAGCUGUGCGACUAAUGCAGGAACAUGUCCGAGUCAAAGCCAUACAACCUCACAAUCUUUCUUCUCAGCUUGAGUUUGUAGAGCUGGACUGCAUGCGGCUUCACAAGUACUAUGGUUCUAACAGUGUGGACCUGAUAGUUGAUAAGGGCACCACAGACGCCUUAUUGAGGUCUAAGGAAGGGAAAGGGAAGGCCGGCCUGGUGCUGAACCAGUGUUUGAAGGUGUUGCGAAGCUCGGGAACUCUGCUCCAGUUCUCUGAUGAGGACCCUGAUGCCAGGCUGCUGUGGCUGGAGACUGAAGCACAGGAGCCCGGGGUGAUGGAAGCAGAUGUAGGCGUGCAGGAGGUCGGAGAGCUGAGGGGAGUGUGUUACUACUGCUACCAAGUGACUCCUCGUCUUGUUGUACAACAGUAAUGUUCUACCUCUGAGUGGUCAUAAUAUUAAAUCAGUAGACUCCUGAACACCAUUUCUUGCUGUCAUUACUUGU